Dermatophagoides pteronyssinus (European house dust mite) is the source of this 1975-nucleotide messenger RNA. It is a transcript of the gene Fbxo42, whose product is annotated as F-box protein 42. Gene Ontology annotation, cellular component: SCF ubiquitin ligase complex. NCBI's taxonomy places the organism in Eukaryota, Metazoa, Arthropoda, Arachnida, Sarcoptiformes, Pyroglyphidae. Gene Ontology annotation, molecular function: ubiquitin-like ligase-substrate adaptor activity; protein binding. The record is from RefSeq and is a predicted model, not a curated record.
AUUAAUUUAUUUGUAUUAGCUGUGAUAUAUCCAGCUUAAAAGUAAAAAAAUGAGGAGAAAUUCUUCAGUAGAAACUUCAAUCAAUAUUGAUUCGAAGAGAUCAAAACCACGUACGACUAUUGAUAAUUUACCAUCAUUGGCUAUUGAAUAUAUUCUAAGUCAAUUAACUUAUUAUCAAUUAUUACAGCUAAGACUUCUUUCUCGUCAUUGGUAUUCAUUGAUUCAGGAAUAUCUAUCGCGAGCGGAUCGUAAUUUUUUCAUCAAUCUAACCAAUUAUCGUGUGCAAUGGGUUGCCGUCAAAGAACAGGUCGAAUAUUGUAAUAACUCUCAAUUAUCACAUCAGCAGCAGCAAUCGGCAGCUGUUAUAAUUCCUCCUGAAUCGAAUCUAAAUUCAUCGAAAAAAUUACGAACAAUUCCACGAAUGUCACCAAGACUUCAUCAUCUGGCCUGUUAUGUGGAUGAUUAUAUGUAUAUUUAUGGUGGAUGCGUAUCAUUGACCACUACUUAUAAUGAUCUUUGGCGUUUUGAUACGAAAACCAAACGUUGGUCCCGAAUUAUUGCCGAAGGAACUUUGCCACUGCCGCGUUUGUUCGGUUCAUUAUCACUAUACAAUUGCUAUGUUGAUAAUAAUGACAGUGGUGACCGAAUUCGGAAACAAUAUCUGGUACUAUUCGGUGGAAUAGUUUUCAACGAUAAACUACAACCACCAACAUUUGAUGAUCGUGAUCGUUUGCUCAAAACAAUACAUUUAUUCGAUAUUGAAUUGAAUCGAUGGACAUUAAUCCAAGUAAAAGGUUCGAUCGAAUUAAAAUCCUGUCAUCAUACGGCAACUAUAGUUGAUGAUGAACUAAUUAUUGCCUGUAAUGGCCAUGGCUAUGUUAAUGAACGUCCAAUCGAUGGUAGUGAUGCAGCAGCUUCAUUAUUUGUAUUUGAUUUACGACAACAUCGUUGGCGUUGUCAACGUACCAUAGGACCUAUGCCUACUGGAUUAUUAUCAAAUUCUACACGCGUCAUUCCACCGAUGGCAACACCGGCAAUGAUAUUACAAUCUGCUAAAGAAUUAUUUUGUAGCCGUACGCGUGCCAUACCUAAUUCCUUUAUUUUGGAUAAUCAUAAUAUCUUAUUUAUAAGUCACGUUUCCAAUUAUUCACAACAAGCAUCACCAUAUGCAUCUUUGCUAAAACGAACAGGCCGUUGUCAAAAUUGGCCAAAUUGUGUGGAAUGUCAACAUUUUUCCAAUGCUCAUGAUGACGAUGAUGGUGGCGAUUAUAAUCAUCACAAUCAUAAUCAAACACCAUGGCAAUGGCAAUCGAUUGAUUUAUCGAAUGUUGAACCUGAUCUCAAAUGUGGCAAUAUCUGUAUGAUAAAUGAUCGUUUAUUAGCCUAUUUAUCAGUGAAGAAUCGAUAUUUUUAUGAAUCAAAAACUCCGAAACAUUCAAUCAUUCAGCAACAACCAUCCAUCAUAAUAUCGCAAUCAUCAUCGAAUGUACAUUCUAUGGAUAAACGUACGAUUCUACAUGAACGUCGUAUUGAAAAAUUGGAUUAUUAUAAACGUUAUUAUGAAGAUCGAAUAUAUCGUAAUGCAGCCAACCGUUCCAAUAAUAAUAAUAAUAAUAAUAAUGGUGAUAAUCAACGACAAUAUGCCCCAUUAACAAUGGAUCGCCAUUAUAAUGUUACACAAAAGAUUACCUUACAAUUGCAUUUAUUAGACAUAACUGAAGUGUUAAGCCAUCGACGAAUACGAAAACUUCGUGCAACACGAUCAAUGGAUUAUACAGUUGCACCGAAUGCAUUCAAUUAUUAUUCAUUGGUAGCAACACCCGAAUCACUAAUACUAUUCGGUGGUUAUUUUGUUGAUGAAUUAUAUAAAGAUAUACAAAACAGGCUAUUUUUACUUGUAUCAAAACCAGAAACCAGUAUCAAUUAAUUUAAAGAAACAUUUGUUAAUUUUAUUAAAUCAAAAUAGCCAUUACAA